Knipowitschia caucasica is the source of this 345-nucleotide messenger RNA. Lineage: Eukaryota; Metazoa; Chordata; Actinopteri; Gobiiformes; Gobiidae. The record is from the annotation of a GenBank genome assembly.
AUGCCUGGCCUGCGACUGCAAGGCUGCCGUUCCCUGCACUUAAACGAAGACAACGGGCGCUUUGUGCUGCUCGCCAUCCUCAUAGUGGUGUACCUCUUGUGCGGCGCUGCGGUCUUCUCUGCCAUAGAGCGGCCGUCAGAGGUGCGGGCUCACGGCCGCUGGAACGGGACGCUCCACAACUUCAGCGAGACGUUCAACAUCAGUCUGCGGGAACUCAACUCAUUUCUUCGGGAGUACGAGGCGGCCAUCGCCGCAGGGAUCCGGGCAGACGCUCUCAGACCAAGAUGGGAUUUUACAGGAGCUUUCUAUUUUGUUGGGACCGUGGUGUCAACUAUAGGUGGGUGA